AUGUAUCCAGGUAGUUAUACUGCAGAAGUAACAAGCCUCUCUCCUAAAGCAACAGAGAAGGAUGUUUAUGACUUCUUCUCUUACUGUGGCGAGAUUGAACAUGUAGAAAUCAUCAGAUCUGGUGAAUAUGCCUGUGCUGCCUACGUGACAUUUAAACAUGUUCAUGCGCUGGAAACUGCCAUCUUGCUUAGUGGGGCUACCAUCGCAGAUCAGAGCGUAUGUAUUUCACGCUGGGGAGCAUAUAUAGAUGAAUGUGAUCCUUGGAAUGACCAUUCAUGGAAGGUGGGCAAUGCGAGUAGCUCAACAAUCUCUCACGCAAAUCAGUUUAUUUCCUCUCCUGGGGAAGCUGUAACCAUGACAAAGCAAGUAGUGAAAACCAUGAUAACUAAGGGAUAUGUUUUAAGCAAAGAUGCAUUAUCCAAAGCCAAAGCUUUCGACGAGUCGCAUCAAGUCUCAUCCACUGCAGUGGCCAAGGUGGCGGAGCUUAGCAAGAGAACUGGGCUAACUGAUAAAAUCAAUGUGGGCAUGGAGACUGUUAAAUCUGUGGAUGAGGAGUACCAUGUCUCAGAGGUCACCAUGUCAAUUGCAUCGUGUACAGGGAGAACGGCUGUGGCAACUACAAAUGCUGUAGUCAACAGCAGUUACUUUGCAAAGGGAGCACUCUGGGUUUCAGAUGUCCUCAAUCGUGCAGCCACGGUUGCAGUUGAUUUGGGUAGCCAAGGGGUUAAAAAGUUGUCCGAACUUUGCUUCGUCUUAGAUGACCUUUGUGGAUUCAUUUGUUGUAGUAAUAAAGAAUGCUGUGCUGAUUUCUCUGUCUCUGGGUCGCUACCUGUGGCUGGGAAAUUGGUGUUGCAUCAAGAUCAAUGUUCGCUGCCUACUCUAAGGAGGAAGAAGCUUCUAGUUUUGGAGAAGGAAGGCUGA
This is a messenger RNA of Ilex paraguariensis (yerba mate), 921 nucleotides long. The record is from the annotation of a GenBank genome assembly. Lineage: Eukaryota; Viridiplantae; Streptophyta; Magnoliopsida; Aquifoliales; Aquifoliaceae.